AAAAAAUCAGAAGGCACCCCGAAGGCUGGUGAGACAAUAAAUUAAGUUUUAAUAAUUUCCGAAUUAUGUAUGGGUAUGAUUUGUAGGCAUACAACAUCAAGAGAAAAGGAGCUCAUCUACAUCAUUUACUCCGAGUGCCAAACAAAAAAUUGGAGAGGCUAUUACAGAAGAAUAUGUACAAGAAGAUGAUGGGGGAUCAACAACUUCGAACAACCAAGCUGAUAAUGUUCCCAAAAUACCUUCAACGGCAAGAAGCAUAGCUCAACUGAUGCAGGACAGUAUCACCCAACAGCCUCCUCUUUUUUUGAUGCCUUGGGAAAGUUCAACUUACAUCUUACAAAAGAACUCUGUAACCAUUGAGGAAUUUCCAUCCAAUGAAAUCCUUAAGAUCAUUAAUCCCGCUGUGAACGGUGGAGAUACAUAUGAGAAAGCUGUUCUACAAAAUACUGACUUCACGUCAAAACCCUCAAAUACUAUAGAGGAUGAUUUUAUGCUUUCUGAAUGUGAGAGUGACCCGUUUGCCACCAGUGAUGAUAGCAAUGACAUGGAGUAUAUACCAACAUUAAGGAAAAACUCAACUCACAGUAGAGAUCCAGAUGAUAUCGAAAACUCAUCAGAACAUGAUGAUAAAAAUGAGCCGAUGAAAACCAAAAAAAAUACACGGAAGAGACAGAGGAAUCCGGGUGAAUGGAGAAGAAAUGAAAUAAAGAAGCUGCACAGUGUUCAAAAAAAUGGGUAG
Messenger RNA from Acanthoscelides obtectus, 739 nucleotides. Lineage: Eukaryota; Metazoa; Arthropoda; Insecta; Coleoptera; Chrysomelidae. The record is from the annotation of a GenBank genome assembly.